This is a messenger RNA of Aureobasidium melanogenum CBS 110374, 1425 nucleotides long. RefSeq lists its product as uncharacterized. The transcript has 2 exons. The record is from RefSeq and is a predicted model, not a curated record. Bases 1 to 1425 code for a protein of 474 amino acids. Lineage: Eukaryota; Fungi; Ascomycota; Dothideomycetes; Dothideales; Saccotheciaceae.
AUGACACGCCUUGAGAUACCUUUCGAUGAAGAGGAUGUUUCCCAGUGGACAUAUAUGAGCGUUAGAUCCCAUGUGGAGAGCGCCAAAAAGAAACUGAAGGCUUUCUAUCUGAACUUCUUUGGCUGGUCAGAAGAAGAGUACCAGGAAGCAAAAGGACAUACUUCUGGUGAGAUCCUCAAGUACUUUGAUCGAUCUAAGAAGUUUCCUACUACUGGACGUGAGGCCAGACUACGACACACAGUACAAACGAAUUUAGUUCGAGACUGGCCCGAUCUAUUCGUCAAUAGACACGGUCCAAAUCCUCCUGCUUGGUUUGACAUGGAGCUUGUUAGCCGGCCUCCCACAAACACGGAGAUAUACAACUCGAAGAACGUGGUUCAGCAGUUCAUUGCGCUUACCCGACACUCAAGUCAUAUUACUCGUCAGUAUCAAUCAAAGCGUAAAAGGUAUGCAGACGAGGAUGAUGACGAUAAUAAUGAUGACGACAAUCCAAACAACGACGACGAUGCCAACGGAAACCGGUUGCGGAACAAGCAGCCACGAACUUCCUGGCUAGACAGAACCACCUCAUUCCCAACCAUCACCUCUUUAUCCGUGGCUCCACGCCAGCCUACUACAAGCGUAGACUCUCGCGUGGGAGGCAACAGACUGGCACAUGGAAGCUGCUCAUACUCUAGUGGACAAGACAACUCUUCCACUAGUGCUGCCGCUGAGCAAGCUAGCAAUACCGGAGUGAAAACCACGGUCCGCCUCGUUCUCUACAUGACGCGUGUCACAAUCGUCAACCAGAGCCUCCAUCUAGAACGCGAUAGAUUCGCUCUCGUCGACAACCUUUUUGAGAAUGAUCACCUUGUAGAGCCACGUCUCCAUGAACUCGUCUUUGGCAACCCCAUGGAUAAUAAGCCCACAUUUCUUUGGUUCUUUGACGACACUUCUGAUGACGAACCGCGAAGCAUAAGAAAUAGACCCAGCGCUGAAACAGCGAUCGUCAUGCUGAGAGCGUGGGCGGAAAGACUGGGAGCUAGCGGCAUACAAAUAUUUGAUGCUCUCGAUUAUGACACAGCAGCAUUGGUGCCUGCUCAUGAGGUCACUCGUAGAGACAAAUUUGUGCAGCGAGCAAGCUUUGAACUGGAACUCGAAGACAAUGGCGACCUUGACGAUGACAACGAGGACGACGGAGGAGCGGAGAGAGGAUUUGAAGCAGCUGCUGCUGAUAGGUCAAGAGACCUAGAUCUUCAGUGCGAAGAUGAGGCUAUCCAGGGAGCACCAGACAGUGAACCCAACAAGCAACAGUAUCAGCAGCAGGUCAAGAUGGAGAAUGAAACUUCUGCAGACGAGACACGGGCGAAUGGCUCUGCUUUGAACGCAGGGUUCGAGGACAGUGAUUUGCUCCAAGGCUCGACUCGACCAGAUAACAAGGUGUAG